UUGUGACCGCUUCUUUUGAUAUCUUGCAGAACACUUUCUAUGGUGUGGUGUAAUUUUUUUCCCGGAAAAAUCAAAUGAACCUCGAUCGCCAUCUUUAAUACAGCACAGGUUGGUUGGUAUUGGUUAAUGGCGGGAAAUCUACUGUACGAGCGCAUCCGACUGCGCAAGAUCAAACCGAACCGAGGCGAAUCCCGUACGUGGAAAAUCUCUCCCCGUGUACCAAUCAGUGUCCGAUGCGUUUUCCCUCCACAAUACGAUUCACAAACGUGAGAGUGUGUGUUUGUGGGAAACAACACAUACACCACCGUGCAUGGGUGUUCGAUGCCGGAUAGUUGUGGCCAUCGAACCGGAGGAAAAUUGGCCCACAACUCGCAGUGAUACAAAACAGCGAUAAAACUUUCCCCAGCACAGCACGGUUGCAUGGAAAAGAAGAAGCACAUCGAUCGAAUAAGGAUAGCACCAGUGCAAGAAACACAGCGCUUUGGUUUUCCGACCAGAAUCGUCUUCUCAAGUACGCAGUGUUUCCGUCUCGUUUCAGCACGGCAUUGCGUUACAUUGCCGCAGUUUCUCGCCGGGGUCUGGAAAUUCGAUGGCACCAGAUAUCGGAAUGUGCGGGUCGCCGUACGCCCAAGAACAGUCGGUCACAUGUGGUUUGGGCGAAAGGACGUUCGUGUGCAGUUCGUUGCAGCAGUUCUGGGCAGAAGUUGUCUGAGCUCGAGAAUGUAGCACACGUUGGCAAAGGACAAUAUGGAGUUGCUGUUGGAUUAAAGUGCAGAAAACAGUUGUUGAAUUUUAAACAAAUGAUGUUUAUCUGAUUGUUGAUGUGAAGUGGAAUUUAGAUUGUUAUAUUAUUGUGCCUAAGACAGUGAGGUUGACACUCUUUCAAGUGUUUGUGAUGGUUUAAUAUUGAUACUGUUCAAAAGUUUAAGCAAGCCAUUGUGAAUCUGUUGUGAAGGUGGACAGUAUAGUUAAGUGCGGUGGUGAGCGAAAGAAAGGAUGCUCCAGCAAGGAUACUACGAUCUAACACACACGGAAGCAUCAAGUGGCAGCGAAGCGAACAAUAAUACACCGUUCUCGGUGAAGGACAUACUCAAUAUGGUUGAAUCAGGUGCCGGAGUGGUGGACGGGUAUCUCAACUGUCAGAUGGAAAGCCCCUCGAAUCACUUCUCCUACCCGGCCUACUCCGGCUACGACACGUCCUACCAUCCACCGGAUCCGUACGGCAUGAUCUCACACGGUUACCUCUCACAAACCCACCACCAUCAUCACGACCUCAACUAUGGAUCCGCAUCGUACGACUUUGGCUCUUCAUCGAUGCCAUCGUCCAUCCUACCAUCCCAUCUACCUCCUCCACACUACUCACACAGCCAGUCAUACGGCUCCUACGGUACGCACAGUACGCCGGUAAUCGGUGCGACCAAUGCGACCUCCAGCCCAGCACUCAGCUCCGUAGCAAGUUCGGUUGGCUCAGAGCUGGAGCUCGGUGGGUACGGGUCCGUAGACAAAUCCUCCCUCAUGAACGGUCACGAGCAUCCGUGCUCAAACUUCCUACUGCAAGACGUACGGCCCACCCUGCUGGACACGAGCACACCCUUAGACAGUGCGUCUGGCACGCAGAGUCCAGCCGACGGGAUCAAAAUAAAGGACGAAUCCUUUUCGAGCGUCUCCACCUGCGUCACGUCGGAGCACGUGCAGGAGUUGGACAGUUUGUGUCAGCUAAACAACAACAACACCACCGAGGAGGAUAUGCUGCAAAAAGAAUGCAGCACCCAGCUGGUCACCUCGUCGCGCAGCGAGCUGCGCAAGAAUGGUAAGCUGCGCGCCAAGCGAAAGCCGCGCAUACUCUUCUCCCAGGGGCAGGUGCUCGAGCUGGAGAGACGCUUCCGGCAGCAGCGCUACCUGUCCGCACCGGAGCGUGAAACGCUUGCCAGCAUAUUGAAGCUAACCCCUACGCAGGUGAAGAUUUGGUUUCAAAACCGGCGCUACAAAUCGAAACGCGUACAGAUCGAGAGUGCUUCCGUCGCCAAGUGUGACGCAACGUCCUCGACGGGUGUCGCCGGUCCCCGGUGUCCCUCGGACUCUUCCGGUUCUAGCAGCAAGGAUUACGACGAACUGUCACCAUCCCUGGGCAUGCCGACGGUAGGAACGCAGGGCACCGGGAGCUAUGGAACAGGAUAUCUCGGGUCAUCUGCUUCAGGGACAACUGGGGCGAUGGGUUCGGUUAUGAGCUCGGGGGCCGGUUCGUCGUCUACGGUUCCACCGCCACCACCAUACCCCACGUACGGCCUUCAGUACAGCGAACAGUACUCGUCCCCACCGCCCCCUCCACCACCCCCAAACCCGUACUACGAUCAGAAAGUUUCCUAUUGUUGUUCGAGCAGCAGCAGCAGUGCCAUGAGCUUGACUGCUUCCACCGCCAAGUCGAUCGUCUCGACGCCCUUUUCGAUAAACGACAUUCUCACGAGAAGCCGCCGGGUCGAGCGCCACAGUUCGGGCGAAUCGUCUGGCAACGAGGAGGACAUGCAAACGUUCUACCAUCCCCGACAUCAUCACAACCACUACCACGCACAGCACACGCGACAUACGCAGCAUGUGCGGCGAGGAACGCUGGAACCUUCCGGGAGUCCACGAUCGACCGUGGAAGAAGGCCUGUACGGAAAGUUGAGCAUGAGCUACUACAACAACAACAACAACAACAAUGCUACCACACCAUCCGGUUUCCCCGUAAAUGGAAUACCACCUGUCUUACGCCGAGGGUCGCUCGAUUGUUUCAUGGUGUCUGCCGAGCCGGUGCGUGAACAUGGAGAAGACGUGGCCACCCGUCCGGACACUGGUGACGGUGGCGGUGAUGGUGGGAAUCCGUCGGAACGGAUUGCCAGCAUGCUGCUGGAAGGGGCACGACCGUCCGCAUCAGUCACGGCCACUUGUUACCGGCUGAGCAAGGCGGCCCAUCAGCGCAGUGAAAGCCCCAUCGAUAUGCGACGGUUGGCGGAAAACGAUUCGGAUUGUGACUCAUCGCCCUCGCCUUACACCGGUUCGUUGGGGCUGCACGGUGGCCAAGCGACAACGCUGCACCCGAGCGAGGAGAUGCCGUCCGCAAGGAAAAAGCGCUCCCGAGCGGCCUUCAGCCAUGCUCAGGUGUUUGAGCUGGAGCGUCGCUUCGCCCAGCAGCGCUACCUGUCCGGGCCGGAGCGUUCCGAGCUGGCGAAAAACUUGCGGCUCACGGAAACGCAGGUCAAGAUCUGGUUCCAGAACCGUCGCUACAAAACGAAGAGGAAACAGAUCCAACAGCACGAGGCCGCCCUGCUGAGUGCGACCAAGCGGGUGCCGGUGCAGGUGCUGGUGCGGGAGGACGGAUCGUACGGACCGAUGCUAGCCGCCGGUCAACCACACUACGCCACCGGGCUGGAUCCGGCCCUGCUGAACGUCUAUCGGCAUCAGAUACAGAUGGCGUACGGUAUGCCGGGAAUUCCUUCGAUGCCCUUCUCCUACUUCUACCCCUCGAAGAUGGCCACCGUGCCGAACGGGCCGAUAGCUCCUUCCGUCGUCCUGUCCGCACCGUCCUCGUCGUCGUCCACCUCGUCCAACUCCUGCAAGCCGCCCAGCUCUCACCACGGUCCACUUCAGGCCGCAUCUUCAGGGCCGCUGAACUUCUCCACCCGGUGCGACAGUGAUGCGGAAAAUGUAAAUUCAACCGGACGGCGGUCACCCUCGGAAUUGUCCGGACCGGGCUCGGAUGACGUGCGAUCGCGCAGCCGGAUGGAUGUGGAUGUAAGCGGCCACUGCAGUGUGCUGUCGUCGGCGGGCGAAGGCGACGAGGACGAGUGUGAAAAUGUGGAGAUCGAUUAAUGUGGAUGGGUGAGGCGGUUGUGGCUGGGCUAA
Messenger RNA from Anopheles gambiae (African malaria mosquito), 3882 nucleotides. RefSeq lists its product as uncharacterized. Gene Ontology annotation, cellular component: nucleus. The transcript has 6 exons. The record is from RefSeq and is a predicted model, not a curated record. NCBI's taxonomy places the organism in Eukaryota, Metazoa, Arthropoda, Insecta, Diptera, Culicidae. The coding region runs from base 997 to 3849 and encodes 950 amino acids. Gene Ontology annotation, biological process: regulation of transcription by RNA polymerase II; cell differentiation. Gene Ontology annotation, molecular function: RNA polymerase II cis-regulatory region sequence-specific DNA binding; DNA-binding transcription factor activity, RNA polymerase II-specific.